Molecule: messenger RNA, 486 nt
Organism: Aegilops tauschii subsp. strangulata
Lineage: Eukaryota; Viridiplantae; Streptophyta; Magnoliopsida; Poales; Poaceae
Source: RefSeq, a predicted model, not a curated record
AUGGCCACGUGCCCGCCCGUCGCCUUGCCGUUCUUCUUGCUGCUUGCCGCUGCCCGCUGUGCCGCAGGCGCGCCCAGCUGCUCCGCUACCCAAGCUCGAGCUUACCGCGGCUGUAGCCCCCCUGUACCCUACUGCUGCUCUUGGAGCGCUGCAACUGCUCCUUAUGCCGCGCCGCCGCGGUCCCGUACCUCCUGCCGCUGCUGCCCCUCGCCGCCCGCUCCGGCCGCUCGCGUCGCCCGCCCAUGGUGGCCUCGCCCGCCGUCCUCACCCCGCGGCCAUCCCUCCGCCUGCGCUGGCCUCGCGGCCAUGGCCUCGCCCCUGUGCCCGCGCGGGCACACAUCCGUCCGGGCCUCGUCUUCUCCCCCUCACUGCGCUGUCCCGGCCGGCCGGCUGUGGGCCGUGGCCACCGGCCCGCGCGCGCGGCCCGGGUGCAGGCGCCAGCGCCUGGGGCCGCCCCGCUUCACGCGCCCGGUACCCACCCGCUAA